Emiliania huxleyi CCMP1516 is the source of this 1287-nucleotide messenger RNA. RefSeq lists its product as hypothetical. The coding region runs from base 1 to 1287 and encodes 428 amino acids. Gene Ontology annotation, biological process: ribosome biogenesis. The transcript has a single exon. Gene Ontology annotation, molecular function: protein binding. Lineage: Eukaryota; Haptophyta; Isochrysidales; Noelaerhabdaceae. The record is from RefSeq and is a predicted model, not a curated record. Gene Ontology annotation, cellular component: preribosome, large subunit precursor.
AUGUCGCAAGGCCAGGCCUCUGAACCGCACACGUCCGUGCGCUUCACCACCAAGCUCGAGCCGCGGUGGGUGGUAUCGGACACGCCUCUCGACCUGCCCACCCGCCUCUCCCGCUACGGCCUCUCGGAGGUGGUGAACCACCUUCUCGGCGCGUCGCCCGCGCGGCCGUUCGACUUUCUGCUCGACGGCGAGCUGCUGCGUGGCUCGCUCGGCAAGGCUCUCGCGGCGCGCGGUCUCUCGGGCGAGUCCACCAUCACCCUCGAGUACAUCGAGCUCCUCGCGCCACCGCAGCCGAGGGGCGAGGCGCUGGUCCCGGACUGGAUCUCCUCGCUGGCGCUGGCUGCCCCGGGCUCGAGCGUAGCCUCUAGCAACCCGGUGCUCUCGGGCUGCUACGACGGCGCCGCCUACCUCUGGGACGCCUCGGGCGUCCAGGCUGCCGCGCUCGGCGGCGGAGAGGGCGCUGCCGCUGUCAAGGCAGUUGCCUGGCUGGGCGAGCGGCCGGUGGUGGCGUCCAAGGACGGCGCCGUGCGCGUGUGGGCGGCGGGCGGCUCGGCGGGCGGCGCGGCGCAGCUCUCGUGCGUUGGCCACCACGCCGCCGUCGCGUGUCUCGCUGCAGCGCCCGCCGCCGACAGCCUCGCGACGGGAGGCUGGGACCGCAGCAUCCUCCUCUUCCGCCCGCCCGCCGACGGCGUGCCGGCGGCGAGCAGCGAGCCCCCGCCCAGCAAGCGCGCCCGCGGCGGCGCGUCCGCUGUGACCGCCGCCGUAGCCCCGGAGGAGCUCGCCGCCGCCGCCCAGCUCUGCGGCCAUACGGACUGCGUCUCUGCGCUGGCGUGGCCGACAGCAGCGCUGCUCUACUCGGCCUCCUGGGACGGGACGGUCCGCGAGUGGGACGCGGCGGUCGGCGCCGCCACCGCGACCCUCUCCUCGUCGGGCAAGGCCGCGCUCUGCCUCGACGUCUCCCUCUCGCCCGCCACUGUCGCGACCGGCCACUCGGACCACCAGCUGCGGCUGUGGGACGCGCGCUCGCGUGGCGGCGCGCCGACGGGCGCCAUCCCCCACCACGGGUGGGUCUCGUCGGUCGCGUGGUGCGGCGUGCGAGAACACCUCCUCGUCAGCGGCUGCCACGACGGCGGAGUGCGGCUCUGGGACACGCGCUCACCCCGAGUGGCGCUGCACUCGCUGCCGCGGCACAAGGGCAAGGCGCUCUGCGUCGCGUGGGACGGCGCCGACGCGGUCGUCUCGGGCGGCACCGACGGGCAGCUCCGCAUCUCGACGCUGGCCGCCUGA